Pipistrellus nathusii (Nathusius's pipistrelle) is the source of this 1866-nucleotide messenger RNA. NCBI's taxonomy places the organism in Eukaryota, Metazoa, Chordata, Mammalia, Chiroptera, Vespertilionidae. The record is from the annotation of a GenBank genome assembly.
AUGGCGAGUGGUUCGUGGGCCGAGAUCCGGGAGAAGUUCCAGGCCGCGCUGGCUCUGUCGCGGGUGGAACUGCACAAGAACCCCGAGAAGGAGCCGUACAAGUCCAAGUACGGCGCCCGAGUGCUGCUGGAGGAGGUCCGAGCGCUGCUGGGCCCCGCGCCGGAGGACCAGGAGGAGCGGCCUCCGGCCGAGGACGACGUGGGCGCCGGGGACUCCGCCCGGGGGCUGCCGGCCGCGCUGGUGGAGGUCGAGGGGCCCGGGGCCCAGGGCGCAGUGCGGCUGGCGGUCAUCGAGUUCCACCUGGGCCUGAACCACAUCGACACGGAGGAGCUGUCGGCGGGGGAGGAGCAUCUGAUGAAAUGCCUGAGGCUGGUGCGCCGCUACCGGUUGUCGCCCGACUGCGUGUCCCUGUACAUCCAGGCGCAGAAUAAUCUGGGUAUCUUGUGGUCUGAAAGAGAAGAAAUUGAAACAGCACAAGCUUACCUAGACUCAUCAGAAGCACUGUAUCUUCAGUAUAUGAAAGAGAUUGGGAGUCCUCCUCUUGAUCCUACUGAGCAUUUUCUUCCUGAAGAAGAGAAACUUACUGAACAAGAGAGAUCAAAAAGAUUUGAGAAGGUUUAUACUCAUAACCUUUAUUACCUGGCUCAAGUCUACCAACAUAAGGAGGUGUUUGAGAAGGCUGCUCAUUAUUGCCACAGUACCCUAAAGCGCCAGCUUGAGCACAAUGCCUACCAUCCCAUAGAGUGGGCUAUCAAUGCUGCUACCUUGUCACAGUUUUACAUCAAUAAGCAAUGCUUUAUGGAGGCCAGGCAUUGUUUAUCAGCUGCUAAUGUCAUUUUUGGUCAAAUUGGAAAGAAUCCAACCACAGAAGACACUACUGAAACUGAAGGAGAUGUGCCAGAGCUUUAUCAUCAAAGAAAAGGGGAAAUAGCAAGAUGCUGGAUCAAAUACUGUUUGACUCUCAUGCAGAAUGCUCAACAUUCAAUGCAGGACAACAUAGGAGAACUUGACUUUGAUAAACAAUCUGAACUGAGAGCUUUAAGGAAAAAGGAACUCGAGGAGGAAGAAAGCAUUAGGAAGAAAGCUGUGCAGUUUGGAACCGGUGAGCUCUGUGACGCCAUCUCUGCAGUGGAAGAGAAAGUGGGCUACUUGAGACCUUUAGAUUUUGAAGAGGCCAGAGAACUCUUCUUACUGGGUCAGCACUAUGUCUCUGAAGCAAAAGAGUUCUUUCAGAUUGAUGGUUAUGUCACUGACCAUAUUGAAGUUGUCCAAGACCACAGUGCUCUGUUUAAGGUGCUUGCGUUCUUUGAAACCGACCUGGAGAGACGGUGCAAGAUGCAUAAACGUAGAAUAGCCAUGCUAGAGCCCCUCAUUGUGGAUCUGAAUCCACAAUAUUAUCUGCUGGUCAACAGACAGAUUCAGUUUGAAAUUGCACAUGCUUACUAUGACAUGAUGGAUUUGAAGGUUGCCAUUGCUGACAAGCUGAGGGAUCCCGAUUCACACAUCGUAAAAAAAAUAAAUAAUCUUAAUAAGUCAGCAAUGAAGUACUACCAGCUCUUCCUAGACUCCCUGAGAGACCCAAAUAAAGUGUUUCCUGAGCAUAUAGGGGAAGACGUGCUUCGCCCUGCCAUGUUGGCUAAGUUUCGAGUUGCUCGUCUCUAUGGCAAAAUCAUCACCUCAGAUCCCCAAAAAGAGCUAGAAAAUUUGGCAACAUCCUUGGAGCAUUACAAAUUUAUUGUCGAUUACUGUGAAAAGCACCCUGAAGCUGCCCAGGAAAUAGAAGUGGAGCUAGAACUUAGUAAAGAGAUGGUGAGUCUUCUUCCAACAAAAAUGGAGAGGUUCAGAACCAAGAUGGCCCUGACUUAA